GAACUUGCCCAGUCCCUCAACUUGGAACACAGACAGUACAGGACACACACAGAGCUGAGAUAAAAGAAAUUAAACAUGAGGAAGAUACAUAAGAAAGGGGGGACGGACAACGAAGGGGGGACGGUCAAUAACGUUGUCCGUCCCCCUUUCUAUGUAUCUUCCUCAUGUUUAAUUACUGUUCCUCAUGUUUAAUUAGUGCUCAAACAACUUGAAACCCCCAACUUCCCCGCUAGGUGGAUCACGUGCCUUUUCUUCGUUUUCUUCUCUCCUUUGUUGCUCUCGCUCUCGCCGUGGCUCUGGUGGCUCUUGCACGCCACAUAUUUAAUGGCCGCUCUGUCGUGUGAGUGCGAAUUGGUUCAGUGUAAAGAACUGUAACCGCUAAUUUUGCCUCAGGGGAACUCUAUGGACUCAAACCUGGGCAGCGACACCUCUGAUCCAGCCAGGGCAUCGUCGCGGAUCUACGUCGGCAAUCUCAAAAAGCACAUUUUGCGCGAGGACUUGGAAAAGCUCUUCAUAAAGUACGGAACAAUACAAGGCAUCUCGCUGCACAAGGGAGGCUUUGGCUUUGUCCAGUUCAGAGAGGAGGAGGAAGCUCAGGCAGCUGUCAAGGGCGAGGGAGGCAUCUUCUUCAAGGGCUGCCUCUUACAGCUGAAAGUUUGCAGUGCACAAGAGUCUAGGCGUCCUCUUCGGGCGAAUUCAAGGGAACGAGAAAGCAGAGACUAUCACCAGGAUCACCCAGAUCGGCGACCAGCCAUGAGCAUGGGAAGGGAGCGCUCCCCGAUUCGACGGGACUUUGACGAGCGAGAAUUUAAGCGGGAUGACAGGUCGCCCAUGGGCAAGCCCUUUGACCGAUCUCCUCCCCGCCGCGGAGACGACGGAUUUCCACCACCCGAUCGCCGCUUCGGGAGGGAGGAGUCGCGUUACGGUCGUGAUGCCCACCCCCCUCCGGCCCCCUACGGCCGAGACGACUUUGGCCGGGGUGGACCCCCCGGUGGACCGCCACGCGACAGCUACGGUGGCCGCUAUGGACGGGACGAGAGAUACCCUGGACGGGACGACCGCGGCUAUGGCCGAGACGAACCACCCCCGCGGCCUUUCCCGCGUGGGGACCCAAGAGGUGAUCCGCGAGCUGAUCUUCGGGGCGAUCCCAGAGGUGACUCCCGGGGCGAAGGCAACGGGCGCUACCCCCGAGACGGCUACUGGGGCGGUCGGGAUGACUACGGUGGCCACCGCGGGCGGGAGGAGCCUCCUCCGGGACCUGGCGGCUACAUGCGGGACGAGCUUCCACUCAGACCCCCCAGGAUCGAGCCCCCGCCGCCGCCAGCCUUCCGGCCAGAAGCGGCCGCCUUGCGCAAGCCAAACGACUGCGAGAUCAUUGUCCUCCGACGGCAGAACAGGAGCUAUGCGGAGAUGGUGGAGCGUCGCCUCAAAAACCUGGGCAUGCAAGUGGACCUGCUCUUUCUCAAGGACGAGGCCCUCCUCAGUCGGGCUCUGGAGGACCUGACCCUGCGGGGCACUCUGUUUGCCGUCGUAGUUACAGACCAGCACGAGCUGCAUGGCAGUGUCACGGUCAACAUUCUCUACGGUGUGCCGCAGGAGCACCGCAACAUGCCACUGGACGACGCCCUGAAGCUGGUGGCACGCCAGUUCCGGGAACAAAUGGAGGCUCAAGAGGCGGCAGCGGGUGGUGCAGACCGGCUCGGGCCAGACCGCGAACUGCAGUUCCUGCUCAAGCUGCUCGUGGAUGGCAAAUAUCUGAGCAUCCCAGAGUUGGACCGCAUCCUCAAGUAUGUCACGGACCGCAGGGACAAGCAGCUGCUGCUCGAAAGGGGGGAGUCGGCUCAGCAACAGCCGCGCACGGUGGGCGGAGCCUCCGCACCCGCCGAGACGCCAGAGCGCCCAAAGCUUGUGGCGCCCCCUGAGGAAGAGAAGCCUUCACAGCAAGAGCUGCAACAGCGAAUCCUGAGCAUGAUUGGGCAACCGGCCCCUACCAGCCCGACGACUGUUGUACAGCAAGCCCCUCCUCCUCAGCAAGUGGCUCCAACUGUUGAGCCGUCUGCAUCGACUUACAUCAACUUUGAUAACCCCAGUGUUCAGAGGGCUCUGGAUAACCUCAUUCACAAUGGCAGUAACUUGCUGAAGACCCUGAGCACUGCUAAUUCUACUGGGGCAUCGCCUGCACUCGGCAAUCAGCAGCCCGCAAAUCCACCCUCUGGUUAUGGUUACGGUGAUGGAGAUUCGUACGGCGGGAAUGCCCCUGGAAUUAACAGCGGUUACGGUGGCCGUCCACAGCAACAACAGUACCCCCAGCAUUCACAGCCACCACCGGCUCAGCAACCUGCACCCCAGCAGCACCCACAGAGAGGUCCUGGCGGCCAGGGAGGGGGCAUGAGACACCCGCUGUUGGGCACGCAGGUGCAGCGGCCCAUGCCACCGGCCAACAGGCCUGGGCCACCUGGUGUGGCCCGCUACUGAGGGGCGCUAAGCCAGGAGGGGCUCCCUGGGUCAUCUUCACCGUCUCCUUGACUCCGCUCUCACCAUAGUUUGUUGUUUUGAAGUGGGUUUGUGUUCUCACUGUGGAAUCUUGUCUUAGUGAUCCCAUCAAAAUGCAUGUUGCCUUCUUCUGUCGCAUUGGCCUCCUUCAAUAAAGCAUAGCUGAGUUGGUUUGUACUUUAAACGUGUGUCUAACCUUUUGUCAUCAUGUACAAUAAAAGGUAAAAAUUAUUGUGUCCUUGUGUUUAAGAGUGGUGUCCUCGUUUCUGACUGAGUUGUCAAGUCUGGGAGGGGUGAAUAAAGUGAAUAAUUUGAGCCUAUGUGGGCUAGCCUGUAAUGUUUCUUUUUCAUUGUUUUUAGACAUGUUUCAUUGGGCUGCAGCUUUGUCACAAAUGUUGCAUAUCACCUGGCCAAGCAUUGAAGUGGUUUUAGGACCACAAGUCUGUUUGUUUUCAGUCAUCGGGAGAAUCUUUGAGGGAGCAAAUGAUGGUUACCUGUAAGGUGAAGACCAGUGUGGUGCCAUCCUCAUGGUGGUGCGAAUGUAGUUUGCACAAAAUCAUCAUAAAAGACUGACACCACUGCAUGAAGAGUUGCAACAGUCCAAGGUUAUAUCCUGCUCCACUAGACGAGGCCUUCCACUGCACUACUUUACGGCACACUGGAGUCUUGCUGGAGGAGAAGACAACCAGCUCGGGUCGGCCCAAUUUUUUCUGUGCUCUAUCUGUACUCAUUGGGAUCUGUAGGAGGUUUUACUUGAAUAUUCUCUGUUGGGCAGUAGCAGUGUCUCGAGUUGAGCUUGAACUUUUGAGUUCUUUAAACAGGUGCUUGCCAUUUAAUGUUCACCUGCCCGAUGACGAUAGCAGCAGUCAAGAUCUGGGCAAGUUCAACCUUCUAGCUGGCAAGAAACCACACUAGUCUACUGUCAUAAGCAUUGUAACUAUGGUCUCUAACCUGGGAGUUCCUCAUUGUGUCUAGGGCUGGUCUUGCAUGCCCAGCUGGCAACAAUCACGAUCGUGAAUUGGCCCUGGUGCUGGACGACUGUUACAGUACUUACCAUGGUACCACAUCUUUUGGGGCUACAUAAAAUUCUUGAAGCUCCUGUUUGUACCUGGGGUGUAAAUAAUUUUGAAAGCUUCCACAUUGAAGUUUAAGCCCCCUCCCCCUCCUCCGAUUCUGGGUGCAUUCUGUCCACAUUAGGAACGUAAUGAUUAUUAUUCAAGGUUGGGGAGGUCUGUUUCCAGUCCCGUGCGUUUGUCACUUUCCUUUUCCAGCAGAGUUUCUGAAUGAAAAAAGGGGGUGCAUUUGCACACAGUGUGCUUUAGAGUUCAACUCUGAAUAAGCUGUAAGAAAUUCUAUAAGUUUGAAUGGUAUGCAUGAAAUAAAAUGGUAUGGUUUCUUUCUAAAUUGUCUCGUUGAGUGGCGCCUUUAGACGACUCUUGGAAUGAACAUAUUCAUAGAACUUGUUUACAUUAUUUCAUUAGAUUAUUGUUUUCGCUAUCGUGUUCGCAGUAAUGCAGUGAGAAUGACAAGUGAAGCCAUGUCGAAGAAUCUCGGGAACACGAGUCCGAUACACUCUUAAAUAUGAGAAGAAAACAUUGUGCAAGUGCAGCUUUGGUUGAUGCUUUUCUUGGGCCAUAGCACGUGUAAAUGAAGUCCGGUAAAAGUGACCUGUUAAUGUAUGAGCACCAUUACGUGAUGUCUAUGAAGCGUAUGGAACGGCAAGAAAACCACCGCCGCAGGAACCUGGGAACAUACGAAAUGUUUUGGAACAAAGUUUGUUUGCGUGGUAUGUGUCUGGAAGGUGAAGUGUUCAAUAAAAAUGUAAGCUACGA
This is a messenger RNA of Ixodes scapularis (black-legged tick), 4325 nucleotides long. It is a transcript of the gene Neos, whose product is annotated as nuclear receptor coactivator 5. Gene Ontology annotation, molecular function: RNA binding. The transcript has 11 exons. The coding region runs from base 403 to 2475 and encodes 690 amino acids. The record is from RefSeq and is a predicted model, not a curated record. NCBI's taxonomy places the organism in Eukaryota, Metazoa, Arthropoda, Arachnida, Ixodida, Ixodidae.